Liolophura sinensis is the source of this 4169-nucleotide messenger RNA. Its product is annotated as beta-1,3-galactosyl-O-glycosyl-glycoprotein beta-1,6-N-acetylglucosaminyltransferase-like. Lineage: Eukaryota; Metazoa; Mollusca; Polyplacophora; Chitonida; Chitonidae. The record is from RefSeq and is a predicted model, not a curated record. Gene Ontology annotation, molecular function: acetylglucosaminyltransferase activity. Gene Ontology annotation, cellular component: membrane.
UAAACGUUGCUGGGUCGAUCAUUAACCACACAUUGCUCCCAUAUGGAACUUUGAUCGGUGACUUAGUAAUAACUUGCCUGGAAGCUUAUUGGCCCAGGCUCAGCACUCCAGCGCAUAUUGAAAUUUUGCAUGAUAACCCUGGUACACAUCAUUUGCCAAUCACAACACUGUCAUCGCUGCUCUGGUGUUACUCUCUGUGCUGUCAUCAUAACAGACGUCCAUGAUGAGUUGGCGGCGGCCCCUGUUAAUCUCCCUUUCCAUCUUGCUUCUGUUCGAAGCAUUCGGGUUUCUUCUGAUGUUCGAGUCCAGUCAACGUUUAGUUCUUCAAGCCAUGCGACCUUUAUCCUUUCACCGGCUUAAGUUUAGUUUGUGGGAGACUUAUCCGAACCCAAUGGUCUUGAGGUCAAACGCAACAGGACACAAUCUGCCCCUCAGCACCACUCCAGGUGGGCAUCUUGCAACGGGGCAUGCUACCCAUGAAGUCCCGGGGCACUGGGUGUCGAAAAUGGCAUCAGCACGACUCCUUGUGUCUAAAGUUAACUGCCAAGCUCUUAUUCGAGGAGACAAGCAUGAGCAAAGUAAGACAGAGGAUCUCAUGAGAAAUGAAAACCGAAAGCCAUUGAACGGGGAGGACUAUUUCAACAUUUGCAAGAACUGUAGCGAGUUCAUUUCCGCAAGAGGAUACAUAACUAUUCCUCUUAGCGCGGAAGAAAUGAAUUUUCCAAUCGCCUAUAGUAUUCUCAUGUACAAAGAUUCGGAACAGGCGGAGAGAUUGCUCAGAGCCAUUUACCAGCCUCAGAAUUACUACUGUAUCCACGUGGACAGAAAGUCGGAGGGAUCGAUUAAACGAGGGAUGGAAGCCGUGGCGAAGUGUUUUGACAACGUAUUUCUUGUGGAGAAACCAGUUGCUGUAGUGUGGGGAAAAUUUACGGUCCUAGAAGCAGAACUUCUCUGUCUGAAGGAAUUAUGGGCGUACCAAAAGUGGAAAUACUUCAUCAAUCUGACGGGACAGGAAUUUCCUCUGAAGACCAACUUUGAGCUUGUGAAAAUUCUAAAGGCUUAUAAUGGUUCCAACAAUCUAGAAGGCACGCGGGGAAGAGCUAAUACAGACCGUUGGAAGAAUGCUGGCCCCCCACCGCACGGGAUCAUUCCCACUAAGGGGGCUGUCCACAUCACAGCCUCAAGGGGGUACGUCGACUUUCUUCUACACAAUCAAACUGCCUUGGACUUUCUGGAGUGGGUGAAGAAGACGCGAGUUCCCGAUGAAACGUUUUUCGCAUCAUUAAACCACAAUCCCUUUCUGGAAGUUCCAGGUUCCUAUAAAGGCACUCCGGAAAGUAAUUUUGAAAAUUACCAGUUUCUCACACGUUUCAAGAUCUGGGCAGGCACCAAGCUUUGGAAACUCUGUACUGGUAAAUUUACACGAGGAAUCUGUAUCUUUGGAGUAAAAGAUUUGCCCGUUCUGACAUCACAACGGCAUCUGUUUGCCAAUAAAUUCCACUGGGACUAUCAGCCUUACGUAUUGGAUUGUCUGGAGGAAUGGCACUUCAACAAAACAAUAGACCAAGCUGUGCACAAGUCAAAUUUUGAUGUGUCUUUUUACAAAAACAUGAGUUUUGUGAAAAACAAGGUGACCUAACGCUUUACGAGUGAAAAGCCAAAUAUUCGUUUCCAUCAUCUAAUAAAGUUUAAGUAAUCUAAUUAAAGGGAUGGAGCUAGAGGAUCUAGAUUGUUACUACUUAGGCAUUUCAAUGGAGAGUUAAAGAAACCCAAUAAGGAGGGAAACGGGUCUGUGCUGGGUGUUUUAUUGGUUACGUACUCUUCAUGUUGUACUGUCUUAUAUUGUGAUUGUCAGUUAAUUAAGCGCGGUUUCAGCAUUACAACAGUAUGCUUUUUGUGCCAUUUUACUUUUUCCAAUCACCCCACACUAAUGAGUAGCGUUGUGACAAAGCCUUUUGCGGGAUGAAUUCCAGAGGGUCUUAUUGUACUUAAUGCUUAAAAUUGCUUAUUGCUCAACCCCAAGGUGUGAUGUGAAAUUCUGCUAUACUUAAGCAUGUUUUAUUCUAGCCCUUAGGACUGUGAUUAUAUAUGCUAUCACAGCCCUGUCUUGUUCCAUACGCUUGCCUUGAACACCUCUGUGCUUCCAUUGCUGGCUUCAGUAUGCUACUGCUUGGCGCCAAAUAAUUUGUCUGUCCUUGGUCACAGUCGUCUCAGCUAUCAAUUCCAAGUGUCAAAUCUAGUAAACCCACACAAGCAUGAAACUAAUAGGUUAAACUUAUGAUUUUAAGAAUGUGUAAGUUUACUAAAUUUUGUUGAUCAUUUAUAUGAAAUUGUACCGACAAAAUAUAAUAAUGCCUUGAAAUUGUGACAUUUGUGUGUAGCCUACAUGGAUUAUCAUGUACCGUUCAAGAUAAGAACUGUGGUCGUGUGACAUAAGAUGAUAUUGUCUUGAAGUUUGAGGGUCAGUGUGACAUUUGUGGUGAAUCAUCUACUGUUCAAGCAUUGAUAAAAAUUGUGGUAGUGUUUAAAACUGCAGUCACGCUAGUAUCGAUCUAGUUUAAUUCAUACAAACUUUUCAAAAAGCGUUCAGAUCGAACUAGUAUCACAUAGAGAGGCGGUCACAUCGGAAGCACUGAACUGGUUCACUCUAGUUUAACCAGUUUCUUGUGAUUGGUUGAUUUGAUCAUAUAAUGCGUUCACCAUUUAAGCUGCGUUUUAUGUGAAUUCCUUUCCAAUAUUUUUUGUUACUUUCGCUCCUAUAAGACAUUUCUUAUUAUGCUGGGAAAAUGCGCAGGGCCAGCGGAAACGCACGACCUUGGACGGGUGACUGGUAAGCCUUCCCAUAUAUGACCUGAGAGGAGGCCAGCCAGAGCAGGGCUUGAACUCAGAGCAACUGCAUUGAUUAUUUUGCAUAAAAUGGCAAGAGAAUCCAGCAACAAAGGAACCAUCACCUUGUCGCCAAUGCCCAUGAAUGCAAGAAAAUUAGAAAUUUCAUAGCCUAAUGCCAUUGUUUGUUGACGGUAACAACUCUGUCACAAAAAAUUUAAUCAGUUGGUAGUGAAAUAUUUUUUCUUCUUGUACGCUGAUGAAAAGAUAAGAAUUUAGAUAUGAAAUUAACAUGGAGAGAAAUAUGACAAUAAAUGUAUCUAAAGUUUCAAACCGCUACUCCUUCUAUAGAUUUUCUCCGAUUUUCAACUAAACUGGGUUGAAGUGUAGUCUAAUCAAAAUUCAUUCUUCAUGCACCAUAUGUCUGUUUAUCCAGCAUAUGCUAAUAUUUCUUUCAAAUUGCUGGCAGUUAUUGUUCCAAUAUUUGUCCAGUUUGAAGAAUACUUGAUACAGUUAAAUCAAGAUACAUAUUUUGUAGUAUUGGUUUUCAAUGUUGAUUGUUCAUUGUCCACUAUUUGUACCUGAUCUUAUAAUCGACUCUGUGAUUACUUUGUUCUAGCCAGUAGUCCUACAGUCUCAUCAUAAACUCUGUUGAGAAAUACAUGGGUUCACCCUGAUUGUGCCAUAAACAAAGACAUAACCAUUGUCAUUUGUAUUGCCCCACUUGGCACAUUGGAGAAAGAAUACAGGAUCUGUUAGCCCGAGAGUGUUUGGCUAAUCUCCCUUCAGCGUGAUGCAUUCUUGGGUGGACUUUAAGGGCAUGUAUAUUGCCCUGCCUCAAGAAAAUAAACAUGGAUGGAAAGACCUGUUGUCUUCUUGCUGUCAACAGAUGACGUCAAAAUUACCAAUCAUGACCAAAACUCAAGUCAAUUAAAUAGACCUACCCAUUGUUGACAAGAAACUCUUUUACAGGGGAACAAGUCAUUAAUAGCCUUUAUUUUAACAGAAACGUUCACAUGCCGUUAAACAUUGCAGCACAGUAUUUUCUACAAGAGGCCAACGUCUAAACUGUAAUACAUUUCAUGGUGUGAAAACAAAUUGCAAUAAAAGCAAAAUGCCAAAAAAUAAUGAAUCUUUGGAGUUGGCAGCAAAUGGACUUCUGGAUGAUGCAUAUUAUAUAAGUGGACACAUGUAAAAGUAAAUACAAUCCAUACUCCUUUUAAUCAUAUUUAAUAACUGUUCGAAAAUCCUGUUGGUAUGAAAAAGUAAAAUUAAUUUUUUUUUAAUUUUCAUUAAUCUCUCUUCCAUUUUCCUUCACCUGCCCUCCUGUUCUUUCACUGCUU